Trichophyton verrucosum HKI 0517 is the source of this 5619-nucleotide messenger RNA. RefSeq names its product Dishevelled, Egl-10, and Pleckstrin domain protein. Gene Ontology annotation, molecular function: GTPase activator activity. Bases 1 to 5619 code for a protein of 1872 amino acids. The transcript has a single exon. Gene Ontology annotation, cellular component: GATOR1 complex. Gene Ontology annotation, biological process: intracellular signal transduction; negative regulation of TORC1 signaling; positive regulation of autophagy. The record is from RefSeq and is a predicted model, not a curated record. NCBI's taxonomy places the organism in Eukaryota, Fungi, Ascomycota, Eurotiomycetes, Onygenales, Arthrodermataceae.
AUGGUGCUAUCCGAACUGUCCAAAGGCAUGCAUUCAAGAGACCUGAAGCAAGGCAACGUUGAGACUGGGUCGAUCCGGUCGGCGUCAGGGUCGACUCAUGAGCCGCGACCCAAGUCUGCCAGUACCGCUCCCUCCCAGAGCUCAGCCGCAAGUUCCAGUUACAGAGCUUGUCUCCUCUCUGUUCAUGAUGAAAACUUCUCCCGGGAAGACGUUUUAUUCAAUCGACAGGCCCUCGGAGACUGGGCUGUCAAAGUAGGAGAUCUCAUCGAGCUGUCUGCGCUUUAUGGGGAACCCCCCUCGGACUCCCAGCUGGAGGGAGAGUCUACCAAUAUUACCAAUUCUCAGCAAGAGGAGCCCGGAGCCAACCCAACUCGGGGUCAGAGUGGGGGAGGUACCGGUACCGGUGGCCGUUAUAGCCCUCUGCCUAGUCAUAGGGAUUCAUGCCGUGGAGAUGGUGCAUUGCCAAACUCAUCUCAUGCCGUGGGCAAUUUCCUGUUUAUUGUGAAGCAUAUGCAACCAGAAAUCUUAAACAGACAUCCCAACCUUCAGAUAUCAGUCUCAAAUCAGGUUGCCAACCGGUUUGGAUUCAAGAAACGAUCCCGGGUUCUAUUGACUGUGAAGCCACGGUCGCAAUGCUCAGCUACACAUGUGGAGCUAGUGUUUCGCGAUCAGUUCCUACUACGCGCGGAUAUGUGGAGGAUGGCCAUGUCUGAGUUACUGGACCGGCCUCUCUACAAGGGACAGAAGAUUGUUUUCAUGAACACGGUAAAAGCAACAGUCAAGUCUAUCUUUCAGGAUGGUCGAAAAGUGAUGGCGGGGUACUUUACCCCUCGCACCAUCCCGAUAUUUAGGAGCGAAUCGGCUAGAUAUGUCCUAUUCAUACAGAUGUCCAAGGAAAUGUGGGACUUCAACACUGAAGGUACUGGUGAUAUCCUGUUUAGUCGGGUUGUCGACGGUCUACUACCUGAACUUUUCAAACGUUGGGCUACUAUCGAUGCGCAUCAUCUGGUUACCAUCGUCAUGUUUACCAGAGUUCAGUAUGACCAUAACAUUCCUGCUUCUGAUGAGUUUAUACCGAUGAAUCUCAGCAGCAGCUCUCUUAACCCAAAUACAACGGGUGAGGCUGGAGCUAGUGUACAGGAUUUCUAUCGAGUUGUUGUAAACGAUAUGCCUAGUGGCAGGUGGACAGCUAUCUUGGAUGAACUAAAGAGGGAAUUUAGAACUUUCCUUCGUGAUAUCUUGAUUCCGUCACCUCAAACAUCAGGGGACGAGGUUUCCGAACUUGAGGGCUCUCCACCAAUUGCUACUGCCGGUACCUCGCCUACAAUUGCAGGCCACCUCACAUCAGCAAUAAAGGGCAAUAUCUUAGAAGCUAUUAAUAUUGCUUCAUCCUACCUUGAUUUUGAAUAUGUAGGCCGUGACCUCGUUAGGACGGGAACGUCAAUUGUUAUGAUUACUCCUGGAUCUGGCACCUUUGAAGUGGGAUUUGAUACUCUUGCCUUGACUUCGGAUGUCCUGGGAAGCCGUUCAAUUGGCAUUGAUCUCAUAUGUCUGAGUCCUAUGCCGUUACAUUCGGUACCUCUAUUCAAGUAUAAGAUACCUAAAAGACGCUCUUCCCACUCGUCAGUUUCCACCAUAAAUAGUGACACAGCCUCCAUUGUUGGGCCUUCUGAGGUUGCAUCGCCAACGUCCACUAAGACUACAAUUGCGGCCUGGCCUCCUACCCCAAAACCUACCCAUCUUUCCGACACGCUCUCACGGGCAACCCAGUCAAGUUCUGCUGUAAAGACAAGUCUUAACCCUGAAGAAUGGGGAUAUGGUAUUCCAUAUUGGAUUGACAUCUCCUUCUGGGGUGCUCACAAUUAUCAAGACAAAAAAUGGAAAAAAAACAACGUCACGCCUCCAGCUUUCGGCACAGUUGCGCCCCAGCCGAAGUUAUUCCAGCCCAAAGUGCGAAUGUACGAGAUACAGAUGAUGGGGGUAAUGGAAAGCGAACAGUCGAACAUUUCUAUACCAAACCUCCAUGUUGGGCAUUCAGUCAUAGACGAAACAGCCGUGCGCCCACGCAGCUCUGAACUCGGCACCCUGAACUCUUCCUCCAAUCUGGCCUCACAUACUUCGUCGCACAAACCUCAAACCCGUGAUAGAGGACAACCCGGAUCCUUCAUGUACAGUUUUAAAGACUCUAAGAAGUUAAUUAUGUCCUCUCAGGAAAAGAAACGGACAAAUAUAUCUGAAUGGAUGGAUUCGUAUGACGAGUUGGCAUUCCAUGUACGAUCUAAGAAACGACCAUCUAAACGGCAUCAUAAACCGAAAUCACCUAGCCUUUCAAACCUCUCUCUCUCCUCUAGGCGAGCCCAUCAACAACAACCUCGGACUCCUGUUCGUCAAAAAAGCUCAACUACGCUAGUCCCUGCCCGCCCUGCUGCCAUAUCUCCAAUAUCUACCGUCUCGGGUACAAAUUUGGCAAAAGGGUUACCCACGCUUCCCACAGCAUCAAAGUCCAAUAAUAAGUCUAAUCUUAAGGAUACCUCGAAACCAUCGACUUCACGUAGUACCCGAUCGAUUAGCUUUGCAUUGCUAGGUUUUGGUCGCGCACCUCCAACUGCUACUGCAAGCACCCAAGUGAAAGCCGAGUAUGCAAAAGCUUUACCAACAGCAAGUGGAAAAACCCCUGAUGAAAAUAUAUACGAUCCCAAGCCAGAAGACCAUCCUCAGUCACCCAGCUCUCUCACCCCAGCUAUCGCGGAACCACAGGCACAGCAUGGAGACGAAGGUAGCCGUUCAGAGCUGCUUCCUUCGCGGCCUAUAUCGAUUAGAACGGCAGUCAGCCAUAAUCCUGAAGAGCCCAGCGUAGCUGCGGCAUCUCUGGACGGUUCAUUUACUGCCCAUGUACCAGAAUUGAGGCAUGAACCGGGAAGUUUAUAUGAAAGCCAUGCCGCUGGCUUAAAACGCACUGGCCGCAGGCUAGACAUGGCGAACAACAGUAUAUCCGGAGCUGGACCCGCCUUCCCCUCUCCUGAAAAAGCAUUAAGUCCCUGGAUAAAACAUGUUAAGCCAUGGAACCCCCCUAAACACCUUCCUACAAGAGAGAGCUGGUUUGGACGCUGGCAUCACGUUUACCCCCGCAAGCCGACUACCUCCUCGGUGAACUGGAAGAGCCUGAAAUCCCCGGCUGCUCUACCUUUGACCACCGAAGAUUUCCCAACAGAAGAGGAAUUAGAAACGAAUUACUUGCAAAAGCCUUAUACUGUUUAUCAAGAUGAAGACUCGGAUGUGUCUGAAAGUCCCAAAACCCGGGAUGCGUUACUACGAGAAAUGAUUUCCCUACGGUUAUCCCAUGGAUUUCAACUAGUCCUCCGAAAUCAGCGAGACGACCUCACGUUUGGAGACACUAUUUUCGAUCUUAGUGCCUUGUCGAAAGAUAAUGUGACCAUCUACAUGUCAAUGGGAGGGAUCAUUCACCGCUUGGUAUGCGUUGGCGGAGGUGAAAUUGAAGUGACUCAAUUCACACGUAAGCCUCUCAACGGCUAUUUACAGGAUGCUAAGGAGCUAGAAGUUGCCUAUCGACCUGCAGUCAAGACAAUUCAGGGAACACAGUAUCGAAAAAGUUGCAUCCGCUUGGCGCUGUCCCAACUCGAAUAUAAUUGGAAUUUUGCAGAUUCAUUCCUUGCGGGCCAUCGAGAUCACUUAGCUGACUCUUUACGCCAACUUAAACACUGGCGUACACGUUUCGUUCUAAUCCCAACUCACAUGUCAACGCAUUCCCGGCGCAGUAAUUCUUCCUUGAAUGAAGAUAAUGAAGAAGAACGGCACUUGAUGGGUAUCUACCAAUUAACCCAAGUUUGGCAACGAUACAAAUAUACCCCACCAGAGGAAAAGAAGUUCCAAUCCACUAGUUCCAAAAAGAAAGAUCAAAAUCCAUUGAAUAUUUUGUAUCAAACUUGCGAUCCUUCUGUGGUUGUUGCAACAGAGCUUGAUAGGCUUUUGCUUGAAGAUCCUGGACUUGAUAACCCACCCGCGCAGCUUCUACCAGAGUCAGAAUUGCUCCAAAAAUCGUCCGUAUCCUUAUCCUCAAUUGCCCAAGCAAUGCAGUCCGAGAAAGGAGUACGAAUGAUGGAUAGGAGAUGGCAUUGGCGUCUCCAUUACAAUUGUUUUGUUGGAAUGGAAUUGACUACUUGGCUGAUAAAGAAUUUCAGCGAUAUUGACACACGUGAUGAAGCAGUUCAGUUUGGGAAUGAACUCAUGAAGCAUGGCCUCUUCCAUCACGUACAGCGAAGGCACAAUUUCAGAGAUGGCAAUUAUUUCUAUCAAAUAACGGACGAGUAUCGAAUAUCUAGGCCGGAGUCUAAAGGCGGCUGGUUUCAGAGCCUUAAAGGAGACAAAUCAACCCCUGGCACGCCAAUGGAGAAAGAUGGGGUUAGGGAUUCGCCUUCUAGCUUCCGUUCAAGGUCUGAAAAGAGCUCUGAUGACGGUGGUGGUAGAAAUGAACCUCUUCCCCCACCACCAAGGUCGUCCGGCCGGGGCAAGGUCGCUAUAUGGCUGGCAAAGAGCAUGAAAUACGACUUAGAUCCUCGUAAACGGUCAGAUCGACCCGAAAUAAUCGACCUUCACUAUGACAGGAUCCAUAACCCCGAAAACUGCUUCCAUAUUGAACUAAGCUGGAUGAACGCAACCCCCAAGCUAGUUGAAGACGCUGUUGUAUCUUGGGCCGGAUUAGCAGAGAAAUACGGACUAAAGUUGGUUGAACUACCACUUUCCGAGGCCUCGUCAAUUGUUGAAUCACAGGUCUUUAGGCGUCCGUUCCCAAUCAAGCUGAAACAUCAACCACCAGACCCUCCAUCCGGAAACCUCUUUACCUCCACUUCUUUUACGUCCCAGUCCACCCCGGAUCGCCACUUUUAUCAUAAAGCCAUCCUCAAAAAGUUCGAUUUCAUUCUUGAUUUCGAACCUUUCAGCGCAUUUCCAACCGAUGUUGAGGUAUCUUACUCAUGGGGCAAGCCAGAUUAUCGAUUCCCUCAAUAUGUCCAUAGGUCGGGCGCAAUUCUUGCUCAGAUCACUGAUGAAGGGAAUUUCCUCCUCUUAACCAACAGAUUGUUCAACACAUAUCACCCUUCAGUCAUGAUUAAAGAAUCCAAUAAAUUCGAGAGAGGCGAAUAUUUCCGACCUCGUGCAUCUACGAUAGUUGAUUCCGCGCUUUAUGACCGUGGCUCGCCUCACCUCUCUCCAGUCGUACGCAGUUCCGGACUUAACGGCUUCUCGCCCUCCGUCUCACCACAGACACAGCAACAACCAGAAUCGAUUAACGUGUACCAGACAGCAGCAGACCUAAAGGACAAAUUACAAGCAUUUUGUAAUGAUAAGGAGAAGCUUGAUGCAUUCUUUGCUACUGCUGCUGCCCAUGUACAACCGGUCUCUACAAAGGCCAGCCCAACAAAUACGAUGACUUCGGACUCGCUGAUUCCGUCCUUGGUGCUACCCGACAGUGUAGUACGCCAUUCAACCUCCAGCUCUGCAGGAAAAAUGCCUCAGCGAUCAGCAUCCAUAGAUUCCGUUGUAGUACAGCAUACGCCCCGGUAUGGCCCAGCGCAUGAUUCUCCAGGAACAACUCAACUAUAA